AUGCCUCGCUCCAAACGAACACAAUGGAGCCUGUCGUCAUCGAGCCGCGCGGCUGUGCGUUCCAGCGCUCGCCGGAUUCCGGCCUGGGUUGCACCACGGGCGCAGGGCCCUACUGGGCCUGGAAAACUGCGCUUCCCAGCAUGCUCUGCCUCGGGCGCGCCUGCGUACAAGAGCUACUUCUUCCAUGGAAACUGGGCUACUUGCUGUGGGACCGAGUCACCGGCAGACAAAAUAGACUGUGGGGUGAAUAUGGAAACUACAAUGUGCAGACCAGUCCUUUCUCCAACCCAGAUCACUGCUACAGCUUGUGAAGCAUUCACGGUACUUCAGCAAAGGAUGAGAAUCAUUGAGGAACAGACCAGCUCUCUGAGCGAUGACUUAAUAAUGUUGGACUGUGGUGAAAAAAGAGGUCAUUUGGAAAUUCCAAACAAUUUAGAAGACCCUGCCUGCCAGAAAGUCAUUAGUCCUAUCCAGAGUGAAGUAAUUUGUCCAGGAACAAAAGAUAUUUUAUGGAAGAACUGUGAGUUUUUGGUAAAGCGAAUGUGCCAUCUGGAAAGCCUCAUCCAGUCCUUGCAGCUAAACAUCUUUCUUCUCCAAACUGAAAAAGAUUUGAAUCCACAAAAAACAGCUCUUCUGAGGGAUCGGCUGAAUGCAAUACAGGAGGAGCAUUCCAAGGACCUGAAGCUGUUGCAUUUUGAAGUGACGAAUUUGCGCCAAGAGCUGAGAGAUGUCAAAGGGGAAGAAGACAAGGCACAAGAUGAAGUGCAAAGAUUGACUGCCACUCUAGAAAUUGCCUCAGAGACAAAGAAGAAUGUAGCUAUUAUUGAAGAGGAACUGAAGAUCACUAAAUGUAAAAUGAACCAUAAAAUUCAGGAGCUAAGGAGACAGCUGGCUCAGGAGAAGUACUUGAAAGAAUCUCUUGAGAAAUCUGGAUCAGCCAUGCUAUUCAAAAUACAGGAGCUGGAGUCAACAGUGGAGGCAGAACAGAAACAGGUGCACAUUUUGCAGCAAAAUUGCAUUGUCCUACGCAGUUCUAUACAGACCACUCAAGAACUACUGGCACAAGAGCAACAAAAGAAAGGAGAUUUGGAGGCAGCUACCUCACAGCUCAAAUCUGAUCUAAUGUCUAGAGAUAACAUCAUUUCCAAGUUGGUCAAAGAAAAGAAGGAUGUGCACAUGUCUCUCAACAAGGAACAUGAGGAAAAUGCAUACUUGAGAGCUGAAAUAAUAUCUCUUCGUGAAGCAUCAGAAAAAGCACAGGUUUUGAAUGACCAACUAAGUAGAAAGUGUUCAGCGCUAAGUAGCAUGCUUCAGACUGUUAAAAUGGAAAACGCCAGGAUUAUUGCUGACCAUCAAGCCAUUCUGCAGGUAGAGCAGAAAAUGAUAACGCAGACAUUUCAAGAACAAAACUUAUUGCUGGAUGCAGCCCGUGCCAGCAUCACAAGUGAAGUACAGACCAUUCAGAAUGAGAAAGCCCAACUCCAGACACAUCUGGACUAUCUAAUCUUUGAGCAUAAUCAGUGUAUCCAGAAAGCACAGGAUGCAGAGAAGAAGACAGCUGCACAAAAAGAGCUUCUAGAAUCAAUUAUUGCAAGACUACGAGGUGAACUGGAAGCAUCAAUGCAAGAGACAGCGUCUCUGCUAGAGGAGAAGGAAAGAUUUCAGAGAGAGGUUAAUAAAACAGAAAAAGAAAUAGUACAAGAAAAAUUCAAUUUGGAAAAGGAGUUAGCUAAAAACAAGAUAGACAUAAAUGCAUUAAGCCAAAACCUGCAGACUCUAGUGAAUGAAAAUAAGUACCUGGCAGAUCAAAUGGCUUCCCUUGAACUUCAGCAAGUCACUUCUGAUUGCCAUCGGCUUGCCCAGCAGAAGGUGGAAAAGGUGUUGGGAAAAAUUACUGAGAGUAAAAAUAAACUGGCCUAUGAAAAGGGAAAACUCCAGGUAAAAGUUAAACAGCUAGAAGAACUACUACAUUCUUCUACUGAAACCAGUUUACAGAAUGACCAUCUACGCAAGUUGAAUAAGGCUUUAGAGGCCAGAUACACUCAGGCCAAUUCAGAACUCAGUACCAACAAGGAAUACCUGCAACACACAGAAGCUCACCUGAAAGAGGUGAAAUCUAUUCUUGAAAAAAAUGAAGAGGAGCUGUCCCAAGCAGUAAAGGACCGAGAUGCAGCCCUGAAAGAGAGUCAGAAGUUGAAAGGAGACCUGGAGGCUUUUGAGGACAGGGAAAACAAGAAGGUGGGGAACUUUCAGCGACAGUUGGCAGAGGCUAAAGAAGACAACUGCAAGGUCACAAUUAUGCUGGAAAAUGUGCUGGCUUCUCACAGUAAGAUGCAGGGAGCGCUGGAGAAAGUGCAAGUAGAGCUGGGGCGGAGGGAUUCCGAGAUCGCAGGCCUCAAGAAAGAAAGAGCCCUGAAUCAACAGAGGGUACAGAAGCUAGAAGCAGAGGUGGACCAGUGGCAGGCCAGAAUGCUUGUUGUGGAUGCCCAGCACAGCAGUGAGAUGGAGCCUCUGAAAAAAUCUCUAGAUAUAACUAGAGAAGACAACAGGAAACUGGCCAUGAGCCUGGAGCAAGCUCUCCAGACAAAUAAUCAUCUGCAAACUAAGCUAGACCACAUCCAAGAAAAACUGGAAAACAAAGAACUCGAGCGGCAGAAUUUGGAAACCUUUAAUGAACGGAUGACUGAGGAAUCCAAAGUUGAAGCAGAAUUGCAUGCUGAACGCAUAGAAGCUCUAAGAAAGCAGUUUCAGACUGAGAGAGAAACUGCAAGGAAAGCAACACAACGGGAAGUUACUGAGCUGAAGAAAGCACUUGAUGAAGCCAACUUCAGAUCAGUGGAAGUAUCCCGGACAAACCGAGAGCUGCGGCAGAAACUCACAGAGCUGGAAAAGACAAUGAACAGUAACAAGGAGAAACUAAAGAAUCAAAAGGCUCAAAUAAAGCUCCAUUUGUCGGCAAAGACAAAUAAUGCUCAGAAUAUGGAGAGGAUGAAGCAAAUAGAAACAGAAUUGAGACAAAUGGAGAUGAUUAAGGAUCAAUACCAGAAGAAAAACUAUGAACAGUCAUUGAGUAUCCAGAGAUUUGUGUCUGAAAUGACUAACCUACAGAAAGAGAUGCAGUUGUUAGCCAAGAGCCAAUAUGAAACUUCAGCACGGAACAAACAGCAAGAGCUGCGACUAGCAGCAGAACAGAAAUUGAGGCUGGAGCUGGAAAAUCGGUGCCAGGAAUUGGAAGAAACUGUCAGACACUUGAAGAAAUGUAAAGAGGCAACAGAGAAUAAACUGAAAGAAGCUAGCAUGGAAUCAGAACAGAUAACAGCUAACCUGGAAGAAGCUCACCGCUGGUUUAAGUGCAGGUUUGAUGGCUUACAACUUGAGCUGACAAAAAACCGGUUGCAGAGGCUUCCCCGGGAAGACCCGUGGCUGGAAGAGGAUCAAGAUAUAAGGCAUGAUAUUAUGCCCAGCCAGUGUGCUCUGCAUCGAUGGGAGACUAAACAGAAUCUUGGCCUGAUGUCCAAAAAGUACCAUUCUGAGAUAGAGAAGAAGAAAUGUCCUUGA
Messenger RNA from Castor canadensis (American beaver), 3558 nucleotides. The record is from RefSeq and is a predicted model, not a curated record. Lineage: Eukaryota; Metazoa; Chordata; Mammalia; Rodentia; Castoridae.